AUGCUCGUCGAAGUGACCACGAUAGAAAGUGAAAGAAUAAUUGACGAGAAAGUCUACGGCGCUGUGGUUCCGAGGAUAUGCAGUCCUCGACGCACGCGCACGAAUAUUCCUCGGAAACAAGUGAACAAGUGGAAUCACGUGACCGCAAACCCAGAUCGUAUCAGAACAACGUCAAAGCCCAUCAUAAUAAAGGAAAACCUGGUGCUAGAAAUCGAAGGUUUUCUCCCGCCCAGAGGAGCAAAAGAAGCUGUUGUUAAAGAUAAUUGCAUCCAGACGGCCGAGGUGCGACCGCCAAGUAGGCCGCGGUCGAUGUUCACACCUUCCCGCCCCCUGCUUACUCGGGAUUCAGUGCCACCGGGCCCCCUGGAAAAGACACUAAGCGAGAAAUACAAGACCAAAGAGCAGGAAAGCGACACCAUUCCCCGUGGAAAGCAUCAGAGACGACCAGCGGCCGCCAGGAGCGAGAGACGACUAACCUUGAGACACCUGAGGCUUCCCCGCGGCGCCGAGAGAUCAGGAAGUGCACCUUUGCAUAAAAGCCGCUUCGUGCAAAUCGAUUCGGGCUCCAGGUGGCAGAUGCGUGGUUGUCGUAUCUGCCACCAGAUGGCAGGAGGCUUUCACUACAACUGGUUACUGCAUAAGAAAUCAGUUCCCGCAGAAACCACAGAAAAUAUUACCGUUCCUAAUAACAUUGAUAUAGAGUAUCUUCAAGCAUGUAAUCCAAAUCAAAAUGUGGCUUUUUUCGUGAAGACAAUUUACGAACUGGCGUUUAGCCGAAGCCUAUUUUGGCUUUUCCGUGCGAUUGCAAUAUCACCAGAAGUUCAGAAAAUGUUCAUCCUGGUUUUUAAGAAUAAUUUGAGACCAGAACUGAAAGUGCAGUUAUCCACCCUACACUUUGAUCAUUCUGCACUGAAGUUAAUGAUAGAGCUGUAUUUGCAAAUAGUUACUUCAGACAUUUGUGUUGGACAAAAUAUGAAAUCAUGUCCCAGGGUGGGGUGCGCGUUCCUGCUCCUGUGUCUCCUGAGUUCUAGCACUGCCACCUGGCUCUUCCCGGGUCAGAACCGCCCAUCGCAGCCUACCAUAGUCGAUAAUGCCCAAGCUGGCAGUUUUCAUGACGCGCUGAUACGAAAUGAAAGGUUCGACAUCGACAGUAGCAGUUUGAUCUCGGCGUACGGACCGAGGAACUAUGAUGCCAGCGGUCUCCCUCUCCCUGACACGAGAGGGGGCAGUAGUGGCAUCGAUGACCACCUUUUCCUAGUGAAUAACCGUCGUCGCUAUGGUUUCAAAAUACCAAGGAGUCUUGAUGCCCCGAUCUACGGCCUCCGAGCUCCCCCGACUUCCUCUCCGAUUGCUACCGCCAGCAGUUCAGCCUACGAGAAAAACUACAACCGGCCUGUGCCAUCGCCGAGCUUGAACUUACCCACCACAACGCUGGCCCAGCUCAAUCGAGUGCAUGGCUAUCACGCACCUUCCCAGUACAUCCAACUUAAACCUGUGCACUCUCCUAACUACGAGCAUGAGGCGGCCCAGUCCAUUUAUUCAACCCAUUCAUUCCGACCGAGCCCACACAUGCAGUCAGACAGUGCUUUUAAACCCAGUACUUAUUUCAUUCAAGAAUACGGGUCGCCUAACGCCUACCCUACUGCCGCUCCGGUCUACAAGGAGUCUACCAUACCUCCGUACAAGUACAGAAAAAUUACGACAACCUAUAAACCAUUCACCUACCCGACUGUUGAGUCCUAUAGAGUGACAACUCAAAAGCCCUAUAAACCUGCGCCAGUUCCACAAUAUAAACCCUCGACGUAUACCACUUAUAAGAGAGCUACACCACGGCCCUUCAAGGUUGUCACACCUGCGGUUUACAGUUACAAUACACCCACGCCAACGAAAUACAAGAGUUACAGUGCCACGCCGUCAAAAGAUUACUUAAAGACUGUUACUACAGAAUCACCUUACAAAAACAAGGGAAAGAGCUACAACUACCACUACGGUGUUGGUUCUGUCUAUCAUGGCACUAAUUACAGACACCAGGAACGCAGUGAUGGUGACACUGUUCAUGGAGAGUAUCGUGUUCAGCUCCCUGAUGGACGUGUUCAAGUGGUAAAAUACACAGCAGAUCACAAGAAUGGCUUUGUGCCUAUAAUUACAUAUGAAGGACCACAAACAGCCCAGGCAGCAAAUAUUCAUUUUCAACCACCUAAGCCAACUAAGAUCUGGUAAAGGACACUAAUGCAUAUUAAUGAAUCUUUUGUAUUUAUGUACUUGUAUUUAUCAGGAUCACAUAUAUAGCUGAAUCUGUUUUGAUAUAAAACUGUAAUAGUAACACCUUGAUUAUCUCAUAUUGUUCUUCAUAUUCUUUAAAAUUUUGGAGUAUAUCAAUAUAUGAUAAACGCAGUUUUACAUCUAUCACUGUCAUUCUCUUUCUGUAAAAGCCUGUUAUUUAUAUAUAUAAGAAUUACUUUUUGUUAGUUACAAUAAAUGUAUAUAUUUUCUCAUGUUCUCUAAAAUGUAAGGUGUAUAUAAUUGUUGAAUUUGUUAUUAUAUUCAUAUUUAUGCAUUCUUUUUUAAACUUUUAACCCAACCAUGGAUUUACGUUCUGUCCCCUGUAGUUUUUGUGAAUUUUGUUACACACAGAUGGCUCCACAUGU
Molecule: messenger RNA, 2648 nt
Organism: Penaeus chinensis
Lineage: Eukaryota; Metazoa; Arthropoda; Malacostraca; Decapoda; Penaeidae
Exons: 12
Coding region: 1-2220 (739 amino acids)
Cellular component (GO): extracellular matrix
Source: RefSeq, a predicted model, not a curated record